Messenger RNA from Gadus macrocephalus (Pacific cod), 2308 nucleotides. It is a transcript of the gene slx9, whose product is annotated as SLX9 ribosome biogenesis factor. NCBI's taxonomy places the organism in Eukaryota, Metazoa, Chordata, Actinopteri, Gadiformes, Gadidae. Gene Ontology annotation, biological process: maturation of SSU-rRNA from tricistronic rRNA transcript (SSU-rRNA, 5.8S rRNA, LSU-rRNA). The record is from RefSeq and is a predicted model, not a curated record. Gene Ontology annotation, cellular component: nucleolus; 90S preribosome; preribosome, small subunit precursor. Bases 127 to 891 code for a protein of 254 amino acids. The transcript is spliced from 6 exons.
CCCGCCGGAACUAUUAGUCGGGCGCACCGGGGCACGUUUGUUGUUGAUGUGAAAGCUACACGCUGUUUCCUUUGUAUCUCUUACAGCUUAAACAACGCAUAACGCUCGUAUUUAAACAGCACAACCAUGGUGGGGAAGAUGAAACAUGUGCGGCCGAGGCUGCACCAGGAGGCGGUGAAGCUUGACAGGCCGCCGGGCUUCGGUUUGUCGCAAUCUGCGGAGAAACCACCGAGAACUGCGUCCGACGGUCCUGGUGCCCCCGUUCUGCGCAUGCGCACAUCCAGUUUCGCUCCUCAGCCUGAAAUAAAGAAGAGCAUCCUAAAGGUACCCACUGCCUUCCCCAAUUCUAUAUUUGCGGGCACUAAAAUCACCCCGGAGGCCCUGGUACAAACCCUGAAGUUUGAAGAACCCUCCGAUCUCCACAUGCAUAUCAAAAAAGGCCAGGAGGAGAGGAAGAUGAAGCCUAAGAAGGAGAAGAUGAAGGAAAGGAGAGACCGAUGGCUCAACAAGAUCAGCUCCAUCAAGCUGGCCCGGGAGCAGCAGGCGGCGUUGGCACGGCGACAGGCCACCCCCGUCGUGGGGGACAUGAAGGCUCUGGCCGACGCCCUCCCGGAACUCUCGGAGCUGAUUGGCCCCGCCUGCGCCGCCUCCGACUCCGCCCGACGCAACCGCAACCGCAAGAACAGAGUGCCUGUCAAGAAAAAGCCGGAGCCCACAGACUUCACUCUGAUGAAGCAGUCGCAGAAACGCAAACUCCUGGAGUCUGAGAUGAGUCGGUUCGGGGAGGCGAUCCGCUCCCUGGCCUCCCGCUCCAACCCCCUCGCUGACAUCGGAGAGCAGCUGAGGAAGAGGAUGAGGAAGCAGGAGGAAGGCCACCCGGGACCCUUAUAGGACGCCCCCCCCCGGGGUGUGGACUGGGGCAAGACUGUCUAGCCCCCCCCAUAGACUUGAAACAAGGAACAAACACACACAGGCCUCAGAAACAGGCUGACGCAGACACACGCGCGCGAGCGACCGCACACACACAUAGUUCUGUCCAACCCAUCCCCCUUUUAUAGAAUCAAAGUGAGGAUCAAACACACACACGCACACACACACACACACAUGGUCCUACGUUCGCACACACACCUCGGACACUGGCCAAACUACACACAUGGUAACCCACACACACACACACUCCUCCAUGUUUCUGGCGUUCGAUGGGGAUUCGAAUCCCAGAACCGGAAGUUUGCGACGCUCCUGGAAGACAAAUUCUCAGAUGUUUAUUAAAGUACGACAUUAAGCCCCCUUUCUGGUUUGUCUAGGAUGAAAUAGAGUAGUUAACACCGAAAUUUUUAAUAUCUGUCCUGUCUCGAGUGAUCAUUUCGAAUCGCCCCUGCCUGCUUCACAAUGGCUGGCUAUGGGCAUUCAAAAACACCCCUAAAUGUUUGUUUUCAGAAAUGUGAAACUCAUCGUAGUGGUGUUUGUUGAUGUUCCUUAUCAAGUAUCGUAGUGAAAUACAGUUUCUGUCGUGUUUUAUUUGGCAUUUUGAAAAUGAAACGGAAACUGGACCGGAACCGGAAAAACAAUAAACGGAAGUUUAGGUUGGUUUUAGUCUUUUCGCUUGGUUCUCCGUAUCAACAGUAAGGCUAGAACUGAGCGAAAAGACUACAAGCAACCUCCUUUCCGUUUCCGGUCUGGUUUCCGUUUCAUUUACAAAAUGCAGAUUUACAAAAUGCCAAAUAAAACAAGAGAAACGUAUUUCGAUGUAUUUCGCUACGAUACUUGAUUAGGAACAUCAACGAACACCACUAACAACUCGAUGAGUUUCACAUUUCUGAAAACGAAUAUUUAGGGAUGUUUUUGAAUGCCCAUAGCCAGCCAUUGUGAAGCAGGCAGGGGCAAUUCGAAAUUAGUGAAAUACUCGAAACAGGACCAAUAUUCAAAAUGUUGGUGUUAACCACUCUAUUUCAUCCUAGACAAACCAAAAAGGGGGCUCAAUUUUCAAAAUACCGGAAUUGUCCUUUUAAGUGUGUUAUGGAUGAUGGGGGAGCGGGGGGCGGGCGGGUGAAAUAAACCGCUCCAUUGGAUCAAACGAAGACAUUUCCUGCUGGUUGUGGCACUGUUGGCACUGGUGCCACUGGUGUUAUCUGUGUUACUGGUUGGUGCACCUGAGUACCAUUUGGUGGCAAUCUAUAAAGAGUGGUCGCAGCCCCUUUUUUUUUGGCCAUUUUGUCGGGGUGUUUGCAUGUCCUAUGACGCGUUCACCACUCUUCUGUUUUCAUUUGUUUGGAAAGAUUGUUUCACUUGAAAUAAAUUGUGAAAUGUU